This is a messenger RNA of Stegodyphus dumicola, 1526 nucleotides long. RefSeq names its product noggin-3-like. The record is from RefSeq and is a predicted model, not a curated record. NCBI's taxonomy places the organism in Eukaryota, Metazoa, Arthropoda, Arachnida, Araneae, Eresidae. Gene Ontology annotation, biological process: negative regulation of BMP signaling pathway; osteoblast differentiation; negative regulation of cell differentiation.
GAUACGCACUUUGAUAAACAUAUACUCGAAAUGCUUUUCUGGUAGCGAACGCACUCCUAUAAAAAGACUUGUCAGGUGCCUCUGUUUCAAUAAACCAUUAAGAACUUACAGAAAAAAAAGAAAAGAAAACGUUUUACUUUUUCUCUUGUGCAUUUUUGAAUGACUUGCUGGAUACUACCGGACUUACUUUAACUGCAACUCUCGCGGAAGGCACGCAUAUUUACUCCACUGCUGGAUUUUUUUAGAACUUAUAGAAACACUGAAACUGUUGCUUCAUCUGAUCUCAGCGAGAUGCUGUUCUGUAUGCUUAUCUUUCUCUCUGUUCUCACAAGAGCUUUGUACGGUGAAACGACGAUCAGCCUCGAAAACGGCGAAGCAGCCACAACAGAAAAUAUUUCCAUUGUUCGUCGUAAAUCUCCAGCCAAGCAUGCACUCGGUACAGGUGGUCGGCUCUCCCUUGUCAACUCCCGUUUCAGCAGACGUCCACGGAAAAAGAACCUGGACACAGAUCAACUUCUGGAAAUACUUGGUGAUUAUUACGAACCCGAGUGGAUGUCCAUAGAGGAACCACCAGCGCUGGCAAACAAGGAUCCGGACCGUGGAGUGAUCUAUGUAGUGAGGCACGAUGGUUGGCAACAUUCAGAGCUCAUCAAGCAGCUGCAAACUUCGAAUUUGAGCUUGGAACUGGCACAGUUGGGAGGAGAGAGUGUUCUGCAAGAUCCUACAUUUGUAACGACCGUCGAGAAGUGGCUGUUAAACAGAGCUUCAUGUCCAGUAAGAUAUGCAUGGGAAGACAUAGGUUCAUUGUUUUGGCCCCGGUACAUCAAGCGCGGUGAAUGUGCCAGUGUACCUGGUACAUGUUCCUGGCCACCCGGUAUGCACUGUGUACCGUCUGGAACAGCUACCUUGCACGUUCUACGAUGGCAGUGCAAAGUCCCCAAAGGCAAAGGACGCCGAAGAGUAUAUAAGAACUCCAAGGAUUCCAAGAACAAGGACUGGCCCAGGAAGAUUAACGAAGGUGAACAGCCCGCCAACUUCAAAUGCAACUGGAUUCGCGUGCCGUAUCCAAUCACCAAUGAAUGUCUUUGCACAUGUUAAGAAACGGUAACAGAUUGGAAGAGUUCAUGAAUGUCCUAUUUCAGCUUUUUCCAUUUCACUUUGCCUGGAAGUGGCAACAAAAAUCAUGCCAGGCUAUUCCUUUAUUUCUGCAGAUGUUUGCGAUUAGCACAUCAAAAUGGUUCCAUUUCUUUUAACUUUCCAUUAACGUUUUUUCUUUAACAAAUAAUUAUUUAAAAAAUAUCAAAGCUCUUUCGAACUUAUAACUGUAGAGAGUGAGUCCCAUACUGAGUUCAUUGAUUUCACAUUAGAUCAUUUCUGUUUAAUGGCCACUGAAUGUUUAUUAGCUAGAACAGCGGCUCACUUGAUGCCAUAAUCAGGAGUUCGCGAAAAAAUUACAAGUAAUGGCAGGAAAUAAUAAAGUGUUAUAAAUAGUGCUGAUAAAAAUAAAAAUGUUCAGAAAAUUUAAA